AUGCUAAAACUCAUUUUAGAAGCAAAGAGUCUAGAAGAGACGAUCAUUGAUGGGAAUAAAACCUCCCUUCAAGAAAAAGCUAAAGUUAUAACAUUCCUCCGUCAUCAUCUUGAUGAAGACCUGAAGAGGGAAUACCUUACUGUCGAGGACCCUCUCGAGUUAUGGAAAAACAUUCAAGAACGAUUUGACCACCUGAAGUUGGUUUUACUCUCUAAAACUCACUGUGAAUGGGCUCAUUUAAGGCUACGAGAUCAUAAAACUGUUAGUGAGUACAACUCUGCCCUUUUUCGCAUCACCUCUAAGUUUAAAUUAUGCGGUGAACAAAUCACCGAUGAAGACAUGUUAGAGAAAACUUUCUCAACGUUGCAUACAUCAAACAUGCUCCUCGCGCAGUAUUACAGAGAACGUAAAUUUACAAAAUACACUGAUCUAAUACCAUGUUUGUUGGCCGCGGAACAAAAUAACAAGCUCCAUCUACAAAAGCAGUAA
Messenger RNA from Helianthus annuus (common sunflower), 489 nucleotides. RefSeq lists its product as uncharacterized. The record is from RefSeq and is a predicted model, not a curated record. Lineage: Eukaryota; Viridiplantae; Streptophyta; Magnoliopsida; Asterales; Asteraceae. The coding region runs from base 1 to 489 and encodes 162 amino acids. The transcript has a single exon.